Molecule: messenger RNA, 13037 nt
Organism: Pocillopora meandrina
Lineage: Eukaryota; Metazoa; Cnidaria; Anthozoa; Scleractinia; Pocilloporidae
Source: the annotation of a GenBank genome assembly
ACAGGGACUACAAUGGCGGAAAUAAGGGGUGCCUUUGGGGUAUAAUUAAGGAUUACUGGGUCUAGAUCUAACUUUUUCUACAAAACCCAGUCAUUGUGCAAGUUUGGAUUCCGAUAUAACUGAUUGAGAUUUUAACUACCAUGAAGCUGUCGCCUCGAGUUUUGCCUGGUGCUCUUCAUAGUCAUAACAGAGGAGCUUGUGAUUGGUAAGUCUGCUGGCCUGGUUUUUUCCUCCAUUGAAAAAUUUGAACAAAUUGAGCCCAUUAUUCAAAAUCAAUCGCACACAGUGACGUUCCUCGUAACUUUUGUAUAAAGAAACACUCGAAGCUCGAGUAUUGGUAUGUAAAUCUGUGAUGUCGAAAAAGAUGGACGAGGGACCAAUUUCUUUAUUAUAAUUGUUUCCUCUUAACAGUGUUUGCUUCCUAUCCCAUUAGAUUCAUAUAACAAUCUUGUGUUGUCUAUGACAGUAUGAUGAAAAAAGGAAACUGCAAGCAAUUAAAGAUAGACCCCUUUCCAAUAUCUCGACUGAAAUUUCCCCUAUUGACUUUGCAUAUUAUUUUGUUGGCUAGUUCUGAUAAUGCGUCAUUUCAUCAAAUACAUUUGAAGAAUUUGUUGUUUUUUUUUGUUUGGUUUAUAAGGGGACGACAGUCACUGAUUGCCUAUGGUUGUCAAAACUUUGUAGUUGUCUUUGAUCCCAAAUCAGUUCAGGUGAGGAUAAUCAGUUUAUCUUCUAAUCGUUUUAUUUCAGAUCUGUGGCUUGAAAACUAAUUUCUGUAUUUAAAUUGUCUAAUAUUCUCGUCACUUUUUUCUUUCUUGACAGGUUAUUCAAGUGCUAACCUUGCACACUGCCCCUUGCACAAAGGUAGGUAAAUUUAGAUCUCUAGGACUAUCUAAUUCUCCUGAUUCAUGUUUUCAUUGUUUAUUAAAAUUGUUUUAUUUAUAAAGAUGUUUUUAAUUUCCCCACAUUCAUUCUUAGGUGAAAUGGGCACGUGAUAAUUACCAUCAUGACAGUAAUUCUCCAUAUAUACUUCGUCUUGCAUCUGGAGAUACAUCUGGUAACGUCAUUGUCUGGGACAUUUCUCAAGGGACUGCAGUGACUGAGUUCUCAGAUGGAAACAGGCCAAUUCUUGAUCUAGAAUGGCUUGCAACUCAAGAUGCCUGUCAUGAUCUUUUAGCAGUUCUCCAUGCUCCAUCAUCAAUGAUCCUUUGGAAUGCUGAUACUGGCACAAAAUUGUGGAAAAAGACUUUUCAAGAAGCUCUGCUCUGCUUUGCUUUUGAUCCUUUUAUACCUUCAAAUGUAACCUGUAAGUUGAAAUUUUAUCUUUAAAAAGUGCAUACUACAUUGAAAAUAUGGGUUAGACUUUACAAAUGGUAUCUUAACCCACUGAUAAGGCUAUGUCACAAUUUAUUACAACAUCUGAGCCCAGUGGAUUGCUCUUUUACUCUCCUUGAAAGAAUCCAUAGGUAGAAGCAGGAGGAAAGUGAAAAAAAGCAAUCAAGGAUUACUAGUGGGAGAAUUCUGGAAAGCAGCCAGAAAAUAUUUUUGAGUGAUCACUGAUAUCUUGCAAACACUUUGAAUCAGUUAAACUGUAAUUAGUUCAAUCUAUAAAAAUAUAAAAAAGCAGUAUUUCUGAGUUUAUGAAACACAUUUGUUGGACAUAUUCAGGAAGAUUUUUUUCCUAAAACUCAUCCAAGAAAAAGGUACUAAGUUGCAUUCCUUUGCCUUAACCUUGUUAAGUGAUGUGUCAGGACUGGAUUCUCUUCAUCAAUGACUUCUCCAUCGGCAAAGCCCCAGAAAGCAAUGGGCGUAAGUUUUACCUUACAAGCUCUGGCUCUGCAUCACCCAGUGGCGGUUUUGUUGGCUCACCAACUGCUGGCCCAGACAGCAAGAAUGCAACCAAACAAUCCACACCCAAGUCUGCUCUCUCUAGGAUGAGGCUAUGGGGAGGAGGUGAAUCAAAAAACAGGUAGAAUUUAUAUGUUUCAUCUUCUUUAUCCAUGGGAGUGUUUCACCAAACAUGUCAAGUUGUAUUUAACCAAAGGGGCCCUCAGGUACCUUUCCUAGUGGGAAAGAAAGUUUACAGUUCCUAAACCCUACCCCCUACUCUUUCUCUUCCCUGUAUGAUUGCUAGACUCCACAAGAAUUUUUUUUCCAAUUUGCAUUUUUUCACAUUUACAAAAACUCUGUUAGAGAUUGUAAGAGUAUGUCCUAUAUCAGUUAUGGUUUCAGCCUUUAAGUAAAUUAAUUCAUUUUUAGUAGAUUUGCAAACAAGAGAAUAAUUGAAACUGGAACUAAUUUCUGGGGAUAAUGCAUUUGGUAAAAAUGUCUUUUGGAUUAUAAAAACUCUGUUUCCUAUUGCUUUCCUGUUUUAGAGGUGGAGAAGAAAGUGUGGCUCUGAGUGACUGUCUUCAGCUUGCAUACCUUCCAUCUGCUCAUCAUCAUCUUUUAGCAUUGUUUCCAAGGGAAGUAAUGAUUUUAGACAUGGAAAUCAACCAGGCAGUUUGCUCAUUCAGUCUGGAGAGAAACAGCCCUUCUUUUCUUCAGGUCAUCCCUUGUCAACAACGUGAUGUUCUAAUGUGUUUACAUGAGAAUGGCAGUGUGAUCAUGCGAAUGCGUAGAAGAGUAGAGAACAAUCCUUACUUCACUGAACCUGAUGAAAGGAGUAAUGAUGUAAAUUCAUCUGUGGAUAUAAUCUAUGAGAACAAAUGCCAGUCAGAUCCGCUGCGUCUCAGCAAAUCAAGCCGACUCUUUGGCUUCAUGUGCUGUCCAUCAAGUGAACGGAAAGUUGCCCUUUUGAUUAGUGAUGGAAGAAUGAUUAUUUGGGAAUUAAAGGCUAAAAGGCUUCAAGGAGAAGCAUCAGUCUUGUCACAGGAAGCUUUGAAAGCUUCACUACCAUGCAACACAGACUCUGAACGCCUGCAGUGUCAUGUCAAUCCUAAUUUGACACUUUCUGAUGUGAUUCCUCCACCUCUUACCUCUGGAAAUGUCAUUCAAAAUUCUGUUCAUUACAAGUUUGUCAUGGUAACCCUUUCCAGCUCAGUAUCAUCUCCUCCAACUUGUGCUGUCAUGUGUCCGCCCUUGACUACUAAGAAUUGGGGGAGUUACAAGCCUUUGUUAGCAGUUGGUAAGAGACUUCAUUACAUGUCAUAUUGUAGAGUUUUGCUACAACUUUGUUUGGUUAAUAUAUAGAACAUACUCAAUACAACAAUUUCUAAAAAGAUUACUAAUUGUCUUUUUGUACAGGAAACACCCAAGGUUGUAUUCAAGUUUUCAAUCUGGGUACUGGCUUACUUGCAAGAGAAUAUACGAUUCACACUGGAGCAGUGAAGUAAGACAAUUUACCUACUUCGAGAAAAAUUCAGUUUGAAAAAUACACCGAAAAAGCUAACUGUUGUGAUAAAUUUUUUUUAGGAGUGUUAAGUGAUGUCUUAGUUUUAAACAAGUCUACUGCUGUAGUUCCUAGGAAAUUACACAAGCUCAGUGGGAAUUACUGAUUAACCCUCUGACUCUCCAGACUGGAUGCUAUCUAAUUUUUACCAACAGUAUCACUGCUGAAUCAAACACAAAAGUUGUGCAAAUUUAGGAAGUGAUCAUCACCCUAAGAAACUCUAUAUUAUAAAACAAAUUCUUCUCGUCAAAACCUUAGGAAAUGUUGAGAACAAUGUGGAAAGUAAUAUGCAUGCUAAUGUGAGGGUGUCAAGGAUUAAUGUAUAGGGAAUUUUUUAUUAAAAUAAUAAAAGAUGUUUGUUGUUUCCAUUACAGAGGCAUUACAUGGAGUAGUUUGGAGAGCUUUUUCUCCUGGGCCCAGGCCUCAGGGAGCACAUCCAAAAAUGAGCUUCAACUGGUCAGCAUAAAAACUGGUAGGAUGUCAAUAUACUUGAGUGUUCUAGGAAUGUGCUUCUGAACUAUAUUUUGCUUGACCAAGAAGAUUUUUAUUUCCACAUAUCAAUUAUAAGUGUUGUUGUUUAUUGUUGAAAAAAUAAUAGGUCAAACAACACCUAUUGAACUUGGUAAAGCAGCACAGGAAUCAACUGUUGAGGCUCUCAAGGUUUCUCAACUCAGGUAAUAAUUACUUUCAAUUUUGUAUGAGUGUUAAAAACAGACUCACUGCCACGGGGACCCCAGUCUGAACUGCAGCUCCUAAUUGAAUCCUUUUUCCUAUUUUACAAAUUUUUAAGUUUUAUUAGAUUAUUUGCCUUUUAUUUUGCAGGCAAUAUUUUCUUGUUGUGAUUAAGGACAGACCACUGCAAUUAUGGGAUUUAAAAAAUCUCACAGUACUCAGAGAGAUGCCAUCAAACUUUCCAUCAGUCACAGCUUUGGUAUGUGUGGUAUAGUAGGCAACCAUUCAAAUGAAAGCUUUGAAAGAGUCAUUAUUUUUCAUUAUCAUUACAGUGUAGAGUAGAUAUAUAAGUAUGCAUUUCAUUAAAACUGAGUGAUGUUGUUUUCAAUAGUUAAUUAUAAUUUAAUUGUCCUUAACUCUCCAGGAAUGGUCACCAUCUCUUCACUCCAAGCACUUGAAGAAAAAACUGAGUCAGCAGUUAGAGCAGAAUGCUUCUGGCAUUGCAGCAAAUGUUUUGGAUCCAAGCAGGGCAAACCAAACACAGACACAGGUGAAAAUACUCCCUUCAACAACUCCUCCCUUGUCCUUUGAAUUACAGGAAAAAAUUUUUUAGUCUACGAGCAGGCCCCCCCUUAAUUAAGCACUAGAGCUCUAACUUCUCUUCACCCCCAGGCCCUGAAUAAUGUGAGUAGAGAAAAGGUCUGCUAAGGGUCUAGACUCUUGGCAAACCUCUUCCCAACCUCCCCCCAGAUAAUCCAGCCGGCAGAGAAAGGCAAGUCCUUCUACACUAAUAAAGACACCUUGUUCACUGGUUUCUUUGCAAUGGAUAAUCUUUCCUAAUUAAUUCAAGUGUAGAAUCUUGGACUAAUCUGCUAGGUUUUUAUUUUCACGCAAAACAUCUUGACUAUAUACAUAUUAUGUGUUCCAUCAAAUCUCAGUGCAGUCUUAGAAAGCAUACUGUUACAAAUUACAAUCAGUAACACCAAGGAGUGUUUUUUCUGUCUUUUGGUUCACCAGAAGAACUUACUGCUCAUAAAAACAUGUUUUUUGUUCAAUGUUCUUUUUUUCCUCAGUCCUGGAUUAAAGAGCACUUUGUGUGUGUGGAUCAAGACAGAGUGUUGUAUCAUUUCCUUGUAGAGGGAACAGUGAUCAAAGACGGCUCCAAAGUUCAGUGUGAUGUAUGUUACUCAAUAAUUUAUGGUCAAACUUUUAGGUUGCAAUAAAGUUAUUUUGUCUUGUCAUGACAAUACUCCUGUGUUACUGUUCGGGAGGAAACAUAAGGAACAGGUGGCAGAAGGUAUGGCAAAUUUCCCCCCCCCCCUCCCUCUUAAUAUUUAGAACUUAUUCAGUGAAACCUCUCUGACUGUUAUUGUUGAGUUCAUUUUUUGUUUUAAACACUGAAAAUUGUUUCUCCCACCUUUCCACAGAGUACCCUUGGAAUUGUAACUUAUGUUGCUUGGAAAGGUGACUAUUUGGUGCUGAGUGAUGUGGAUGGCAAUUUAAGUAUUUGGGAAUUAAAGGCAAGAGUAACCAGGUAAAAACAUUAGUUCUGUAAGUCUGAAAAAAAAUAUAAAAUAAAAAACAAGCUAAAACAGGAUUAAUUAGUGGGAAAUGGAAGUUUGUUUUUUUUUCAGUUUUUCAGUCAUUUUUUUUCCUAACCAUUUUGAUCUCUGUUUUUACAUUACAAGAUCUAUUGCAACGCACAGAGGACACAUAAAGAAAAUAAAGUUUGCUCCUGGGCGGGGUAACUUCAAACUUGGUGUGCUCUUUAGUGAUGGAGUUGAUAUUUGGGACCUACAAAAGGUAAUUUAUGUUUUUUUGCCAGCACAUUGUAAAUAAUAUAGAUCUACUCAGAAACAUGUUCCUUAGAAUGGCAUUUUUAUAGCUUUCCAUCACCUUACGCAGUUAACGUCAACAAUAUGCAAGUAUUGGGAAUCAUUUUUUGCAUUAUGUAGUGAAUUCAAGAUUUGUGACAUUUUGUUGGAAUACAAAAUUAAACUGUAAUAACUAUGUUUUUUUUCAUCUUAAGUUUGAGAUCUUCAGUAGCUAUAAGCUGCCAAAGGAAUCUCCCCCACUUAUUGACUUGGACUGGUUGGCAUCAGACCUACCCAUAACCACCCACACUAAUGGAGCUAUCUUUGUGAUGACCAUGGAUUUAAAUAACUCCACCUCAUCUAUGGCUCAGAUGGAUCUUGAUGGUAUGUACCUGUGUUUGACCCCUCCCACUGCAACAUAUUUUGUGUGUAAACUGUGAUCUGUUCAAUGAUUGGCUUUGCUGUGUUGUUAUUAAGGUCCUUUAUGGUGUCCUCACAUCAUGGAGCCAAAAUCAAGUCUCAUUCUGAAGUCCAUUUUACAGCACUCACUUGGAAGGGACAGAUACUCACUUACGGAUAUCUCAGACUUGUAAGGCUCAGAUUUAUUUGUUUUGCUAUGUGUAGAGGUAGUGUUUGUAGAACGUAUCCUAGUUUGGAGAAAGAUGUUUUUCGUCUUUUCUCGAGCGUAGGACAAAGAAAAAAUUGAGUCCCCAUGAGGAAUCGAACCUCAGACCUUCGGAUUUUCACGCUCCGAUGCUCUACCACUGAGCCACAGAUACUCUACGGUGAGCGAGGCCUAUUAAGAAGUUCACAUGACACGCGGCCUGCAUACUAAGAUUAGCAAUGUCGAUAGCGUCAUUUUUGUGUAUAGAAUGAAAGAGAUGGUAAGUUUUGAGCUCGGUAAAGUAGUAGAGCAUCGGAGCACGGAAAUCCGAAGGUCUAAGGUUUGAUUCCACAUGGAGACUCAGAAUUUUUUCUUUGUCCCACGCUCGUGACAAGACGAAAAACAUGUUUCUCUAUUCCUUUACCAAGCUCAAAACUUACUAUCUCUAUUAUUCUACAUCCCACUUCAGUUUAUACUUAAACACUGGAUAGUGUUGAAGGUGCGUUUUGAUUGGCUACUAAAACUCUGAAUAUCCUUUGUUAUUCACCUCCGAGCGAUGCGCGCAGGAUUUGAUCCCGAAAAUUGGCAAUCGUUGAGGAAAUAAAUGAGUUAAAGUCAUCUUUUUGUGCUAUGUUAUCUCACUGUUUUAAGUUUUGUGGCUCGGUAAAUAUCCACCACUAACCACCUCCACUUCGGUUUCUAGUUGUUAAUUGAUACUGAGCUGUACUUUCCAUUACAAGGAGUAAAUUAUUAAAAUAUAAAUUUUGAGGGUUUUUUAAUGUUAUUGGUGAUAAACACAAAAAGGAGCACAAAUCAGGAAAGCACAAACGGUGAAAAAUUCCUCUCAAUUGUUGGGUAGAAAGUAAAGCUUUUCCUGUUGUCAGUUCUAUUGCUAAAGUCUCUCAACAUCUUUGUAUUUACUUUGUGUUCUUUACUCGGUUUAGGGAAAUCAAGAAAGAGGAAUCUGUCAGUGCAAUUCAAGAUCAACUAAAAAUGAUUCCAUUGUGAGUACAAGAAUGUUUUUGUCUUUGGGAGGAAAUUGCACUUCACGGCCUGUUCUCAUGAGAUUCCUGAGAAAAGUUCACAACUGUUGCUACCCGAUGACUGCAUUCUUUCCCAUACAGAACAUAUAACAGACGAUAAAGCUGAAACUCUGGUAAUAGGAAAUUUCUUUUUUUUUUUGUACAGGGCCAUUGAAAAUCUGCUCCAGAAUUCGACUCUAGGGACUGCACAGAAGUGCUACCUUGCUGCUUUGUAAGUUCAGUCUCAUAAAAAAGCUUUGGGUCAGAUUCAAUCCUUCAAUCAAGUUAGUAUGUUCUGUUUUACAACACUCUUUGGUUUGCGCCAUUUGAUAUACGGAUUACUUCGGCUGUUAAAUCUGUAGUCAUCAGUGAAUUAACAAGGAGAGCUAUUCUCUGAACGUUAUUAGCUUUACUGCCAAGAGUUAGUUUCAAAUCUCGUUUGCGCGUGAAUUGCGGCUGGACUUAAGUCUCUCCUUAUAAUUUAUCAUUUUAGUUUAUUUGGAGAUGAAUCCGAAACAGCCUUUUGGGAAGUUGCUCUUCACUUCCUCAGACGAGAAAAAGCCAGGUUGUUGUGUGCAAAGCAUCAGGUACGUGUUAAUUUAACUAAUAAUAACAUUAUCCUCAGCAGAAAAAAACUACUUAGGUUGUGUAACAGUCAGGAGGGAGGUUAGUCUUACGAGUUUAGUGGUACAUAGGUGCUGAUCCAUAACCUGACUCGACUUUCUGACUACUCCUCCUGGUUGAGAGAAUAGUUUAUCGCCGGUAUCUCCCCCACCCCACCCCGCUGGUAUCUCCCCCACCCCACCUCGCCUCCCGAUCUACCUCUAUCGCUCAAACCCAGACACCUCGAAUCCAAAUUAUAAUGCACUUACCGUGUCUGCCUUCAUAAGAGGACUGGCCGCGCUUAAAAACGUCCUUAUGAGUUCACAGUUGUUGAUUUUUGUUUACCUUGCAGAGUGACCAUCAGCCCUUGUACAAUCGUGCACGAUCAUACUCAGCUGAUCUCUUCAACCCGUCAGAGGCUACAGCUAAGCUGAAGCGGAGCUUUAGUGCUAGGAGCCUGGACUUACUGUCAAUCGACGAUGACCUAGACUUGUGUGGCCAAGAGGAGACUGGUACGAAUGGAAGCGAAACCUGUUGCUGCUACCCAGUCUCCCUCGACACUUGUUAUGACAUCCUUAGUGACACUGAUGCAUUCCAGGUGAGUCGACUCUUUAGUAAGUAAAUAAACAAUGUGCUUCCUUACACCUGUUCCAACAAGGCUGUAACUCUACUCCUUUCCCCUCUACUUACUGGAAAACCACGGUCACUCAUGGGGCCUGCAGUCAAUCAGCCCACACCAACCACCUUCCAGAACGACCAGUUCAAAAGGAAAGGCUUGUUUCUGUGUUUUGUAAAAAUUUCACUAGAGUGGUUUUAAAUCAUGAAAGAUAUUGUUUGGAUUCUAGUGGCCAAAUUUAAGAAAUCAACAACAAAGAAAAGCGCUGCAUUUUCCGUAUCGGAAAAAAACAGGAAGACUUUUUGGGAAGUUUAAACAAUCAUAGGCGUCGUCUAGUUGUACAGAAAAAUCCUUAAAAUUCUUCCGAGUAUUUCUUUAGUGACUCUGUUUGGAAAGAGGAGUACGCAAAGUCACGUAGUACUUCUCUUCACUUAAGGUAUGGCUUUUCCUCAAUCGGUGGACAAGAGUUUGUAAUGAUUCAGUUUUUUAACCAUUGCAUCUUUUGAUCUUUUCUUAGAGGAGUCAGUUGGACCGACUCGCUCUACAUGACAGCAAACGAUCCACAUAUGAACAUACGAAAAAAUGUGCCGAUACUCUGGUGCUCUUGGGACAAGUACGAACACAGUUUGACUUGAUUUAUUUUGUAUACUCAUCAAACUAUGUUUUUGUUGAUGAAAAUGGCAAGUAAAGCUUGAUCUAUAGAUUGUUACAGUUUCAAUUUCGAUAAAGUAUGGUAAAUUCAGUUCUUCUUUACAGCUCAGUUCUCCCCCUUUGUACGUGAAAAAAAAACAACCAUAUUCUGUAAGGUCCAUUUCCUGUAGUUCGCUUUGUAAUAGGCAAGCCUUGAACGUUUGGGCUGUGGUCAGCCCCAAGAGAUUUUCGCCAGGAAGGAGGGCUUAAUGAUACAAUUAUUGCCUUAACUUCGCUACAUUAUUUUUUUUAUUUAUUUACUUUUUACACGAUUUUGUUACAGGCAGACAGAGCAGUGCAGUUGUUCCUCGAGACAGAUUCCGCCAAUGAUAACUAUUAUGUGGACUCUCUAAGGUAUUCUUGAACAUCAAUUUUUUGCUCAAUAAAUUUACUUGGUAGCAAAAUUUGACUCGGGGACUGAGUUCGGUGAUAGUGCAUUUAUCUGUCGCAAGUUCUCUGAAUUUGCGUUAGUUUUGAUGUACUUCGCUCUGAUUGGUCAAGAAAACUCGCGCCACCUUCUCAGCCAAUGAGAUGCAAAAUUUAAACCAAUCACGACAAUUAAGUCUAGCGUUUUUCCGCGCUUUAGGCCUUUUACAUACAUUUCCUUUGAGUUCUGAUUGGUUCAUCGUGUUACCAUAGUUCUGAUUGGCCUUUGUGACCACUUUGAAUUUGUUUCACGGCAUUUGAUCAAAAGGUUCACUGAAAAGAAAAAGAAAAAACGAAAACGAAACAAGAUGUUGAAGUGAUUAGCUUUUUGUGGCCUCUUCCAGUGUCUUAAGGAUGGACUAAAAUAUUUCUCAAUAGGAGCGUCCUCCCUACGCUAUUAUUCCCUUUUAUUACCUCUCAUCCUUUUCCUCCAUAGGGCCUGUCUUGUGGCCACGAUUCGUUCGUCGGGUGCUUCACAGAGCACCAUCAAACUUGUGGCCACAAAUCUCAUCGCUAGUGGUAAACUUGCAGGUGAGCAUUAUCGUGGCAAUUAACGGGCAUGUGCAACGUAGCUGCCGAUAUUGAGCGGGUUCAUAAUGAAUCUUUUUUUUGUUAUUAUGUACAGAGGGAGUUCAGCUCCUCUGUUUGAUUGACAAGGGACUGGAUGCCUGCCGUUAUCUUCAGACAUAUGGCGAAUGGGAUAGGGCUGCGUGGCUAGCAAAGGUAAUAUCUUCGCCCUCUGAACAAUUUCUUGUACUCCUCCAGUGUUUCUCUGUUAAGUCGCCACUUUUCCUUUCUUGGGAAACCGCAAAAUAGGGCAUAUUUAAUCAGUGUCGAUUGCAGCCUGGGAUUCCACUGGUCUUGCGUUACUACAUCUGGGAAGCGCGCGCCAUCCUCUCAACCAAAAUGCGAAAAUGUUUGUUAUUUAUAUCGUAAUAACCUUUACUGUAAGGUGAGUUAUAAAAUUAGUAAGAUUUAGGUAUCGAUACCUCUCUUACGCAUAUAUGUUGUUCGUAUAAGGGCACCAUGCAGUUGACUGUCGAAAAAUUGGAUAAUCAUAAAAAAGGAUAACAUCAACAUUAGCCAAGGAAAAUUCAUAGUAAAAACGGACAAACUAACAAAAGCGCGGGAAAACGCGGGUGACCAAACCACGUUUGGUCCUCCUUUUACGUUUGAUUAGUUAAGAGGAUGGCGCCAGUUUCUGGACCAAACACAGAGCGAGGUGAAGCAAAGACAAAGUAAUCCCGGAUUACUUUCGCGAUUUCAGCAAAUAAUCGAUUAGCACUGCAGUUUUUUUUUGUUUUCGAUUUUUUGGGUUUUUUUUUUGUUUUGGUUUGGUUUUUUUGUUUUUCAAUCAAGGUCCCAUUGUGCUUGUUAUUGCAGGCAACUCUGAGCUAUCCAGACUGUGCAGAGGUGGUUAGAAGAUGGAUUGAACAUCUCUCCAGUACACACACCAGUCAACAGGUCAGGAUAGAACAAAGAAAAUCACAACAAAUACUAAAUUAGCGACACCCGUAAAUAUCAUUGACAAACUAGUUAUUUUCCUCUCGCAUGCAAACAGCCUAAAAAUGGUACAUGACGAAUCAAAAUGAGAGCGAUCAUACGAUAUUUCCCAGUUUGCGACAUGUUUAGGCCAAUAGUGUAAGGAAAGAUAUUUACAUGUUUUACCCGUUGUAUUUUACAAUUAUUUUUUUGGAACUUUUUUCCAUUGUAACCGUAAUCUUUUCCCUAAAGAAGUAGCUUUACUUUGUAGAACUUAUUGCAAAGAACAGUCUCUGGUGCCUCUGAGAAAUUGUCUCUAAUAAACUGUUCAUGGACAAAUUUUUGCAAGGGCAAGUUUGCUAUUUGUUUUAAACAAAGUUUCUGUUGAUACCCUUUCUCUAACAGAGCAAAGCUGUUUUGGUGCUACUGUCCUUGGGAAAGUUCUACAAGGCGCUUGAUAUGCUCUACAGGUAUGAACAAGAACUGAAAGUUUUACUCCAGAGUUUUUGAAGUAUUUAAUAGUCAUCAAAAUUACAUUUUUGUUCAUUUUCAGCAUGCGUUACUUUGACCGAGCAGCAAUGUUUGCUGAAGCCUGCCAAGAAUACGGCUUUCUUUCGCCAUCAGACGAAAAGAACAGUAUCCUCUUGAAAUAUGUUGUUGUUCGAGGGAGCGCUCUCAAAAAAAGGGUUUGAUUACAUAAUUCGACGAUGUUUUAGCGCUCGCUAGGAUUAAUGUGUUCUGGCCUUUUGAGAGUAACUCUUCUGCAAAAGUACUCGGGAAGGCUACAAAACGGAAUUGCAGGGGGGUGGGGUAAGGGCUGAUUACCUGGGAUUAACUAGCGUCGCAACCAGGUGGAGAACGGAUACUUAUGGUAAUUUAUGCCACGGUAAUCGAUAUAAACUCUGCUGUUUAUGCAUGAGGGAAAAGGUUUGGAAAAUAGGUUGUGAAGACUUGAGGUAGCCGUUCUGUCUCCUGUAGGUCUCGCUUAAGGCGUGAGACAUGUUAAAACAAAAUCUUACUGUUUAGAAUAUGUCCUUAACACAUUGAUAUCAGCUGCCCUGGUACACGCAGUCUAUACGGAAUAUGCUCGAUAUCUCCAUGGUCUUGGACUUGAAAAACCAGCUUAUUUCUUUGCCAGUAAAGCUGGACCAAAAGCACGACAACUUCUGGAUGGACUGUAGAAAUACAAACCUCAAAAUGACGUAAAAUGAAGAAUUGAUUCAUAUGUUUAAUAAAGUCACUCGACAUUUUUGUAUUUUGUCAAAGGUUACUGGAUACAAACAGCAGAUAAUCAAUGCCUUUCACGAAUGAGAAGAAUGUAUUAAGAACACACGAAAAUUAUGCGUUUUACCGUUUUCAGAUGAUGAGUAUUAAAAGAAGAAACAAAAGUCGUAGUUAGUCGUACGGUUUUUCUCAUUACUAACCAGAUAUUGGGAGCCACAAGCAAGCAUUUCCGUGAAUAAAUAUUGGCUAAACGUCCGAGAUAAAUUUUGCAAUUCUCAGAAGAUAAACGUCUGUAUCCUAAAGAAGGCGAGUCACUUAUUCUAAAGGUAUUCAAGCAUUUUACAAUCGGCAAUGCUUACAAGGCUGGAAAUAGAACAAAGAACAAUCUCGCGCUCUCGACGGAAAUCAACGAGUUUAAUCACACUGUACUAUGUAUUAACAGUAAUGACAUGUAAUUACAGUCACCUAGAUAAAGUGAGUUACAGGGAAACCGGGG